AUGGGGAGUUUGUGGGUGGCAAAUGGAAGAAAUAUUGAGCUAUCAGGUACGUACAAAGGGCAAACAAGCAAAUACGAGCGUACAGAGUGGAUCAGUGAGCGGUUGCGGCGGGAAACGCAAGAACGGCUUAUAUGUGAACUACGGCGCCCAAUUGCAUGGCGUGACAGAGCAGGGCUUAUCUGUGUAUUCAGUAUAGAGCAGACAAGGUGUUUUGUGCAGGCAGAAAGAAAAAAUGAAGGCUUUAAAAGCAGCAAUCAACGUAGCCUUAUGCACAGCGUUGUGCACAACGUUAUCGGUAAGCAAAAUUUGUGUGGGGUAAUGCGGGGUAAUGUGGGAAAUAAAGUAGAAAGAAGGGAAAUAGGAAGAAUUGGAGGGACGGGGAAGUUGGUUAAGAUUGAGGGGAGUAUCCGUGGAAGGGUGCGUGAGUGGCCAGCAGAGUGUAGUUUUACAGCAGAGCUAGUGGAGUGUUUUCCAGCGGGGAGUGAGUGCCCAGCAGCACAGCGUGUAGAGCGGCUUAUUCAUAUUGAGCUUGAGCGUUUUGCAUGCACGGCACAGCCGUGUAUGCCAUGUGGGAUUGCACACAGGGAGUGGUUCUAUGUGCCGAGUGCAGCAGCCUGGAAGGAAGUAUGCCAGACGAUUGAAAAGUGGGUGGCAUUUUCGUUUGUUGCAUAUGGGGCGUCAUAG
Messenger RNA from Pneumocystis jirovecii RU7, 684 nucleotides. RefSeq lists its product as uncharacterized. The coding region runs from base 1 to 684 and encodes 227 amino acids. The transcript has 2 exons. The record is from RefSeq and is a predicted model, not a curated record. NCBI's taxonomy places the organism in Eukaryota, Fungi, Ascomycota, Pneumocystomycetes, Pneumocystales, Pneumocystaceae.